Molecule: messenger RNA, 2153 nt
Organism: Dendrobium catenatum
Lineage: Eukaryota; Viridiplantae; Streptophyta; Magnoliopsida; Asparagales; Orchidaceae
Product: probable indole-3-acetic acid-amido synthetase GH3.1
Exons: 2
Coding region: 69-1865 (598 amino acids)
Cellular component (GO): cytoplasm
Molecular function (GO): acid-amino acid ligase activity
Source: RefSeq, a predicted model, not a curated record
AAUAAACACAAGCCUAAACUUUUCUUCUUUCUUUCAUUUUUUUCAUAUCCAAAGCAACCAGAACAACCAUGCCGGAAGCAUCCGACACCAGUACCCCUGAAGAGCACCGCCGCCUCCUCAGCUUCAUCGAGGACGUAACCACCAACCCCGAUGAAGCCCAGCACCGCGUACUCGCCGAAAUUCUAGCCCAAAACUCUGCCGCCGAGUACCUCCACCGCCACGGCCUCACCGGCCCUUCCGCCGGUGAUCCCGAAGCCUUUCGCCGCCUCAUACCCAUCGUCUCAUAUAACGAAAUCCUACCAGAUAUCCUCCGCAUCGCCCAAGGCGACACCUCCCCCAUCCUCGCCGGCCGCCCCAUCAGCGAGUUUCUCACCAGCUCCGGCACCUCCGGUGGCGAGCGGAAGCUCAUGCCCACCAUCGACGAGGAGCUUGAUCGCCGCUCCUUCUUCUAUAGUCUCCACAUGCCCGUCAUGUCCCAAUUCGUUCCUAAUUUGAACGCCGGAAAGGGAAUGUACCUUCUGUUUGUAAAAUCAGAAGCCCGAACACCGGGCGGGCUUUUGGCCCGUCCGGUCCUUACCAGCUAUUACAAAAGCCGGCAUUUCAUCAAUCGGGAACCCGACCCGUACAACGUGUACACGAGCCCAACGGAGGCAAUCCUCUGCUUGGAUUCUUACCAAAGCAUGUACGCGCAGUUACUAUGCGGGCUGGCGCAGAACGCCGAAGUGAUGCGGGUGGGGGCUGUCUUCGCCUCCGGCUUCAUCCGCGCAAUUAAAUUCCUUGAAAAGCAUUGGCCGAGGAUGUGUAGAGAUAUCCGUAACGGGACUCUAGACGAAGAGGUGACGGAUCGGGCCGUUCGGGCCGCAGUGGAGAGAAUUCUCAGGCCCGACCCGGCUCUGGCGGAUCACAUCGAAGCUGAGUGUAGCAAGGAGUCGUGGAAAGGGAUUAUUCGGAGGCUUUGGCCAAACACGAAAUACAUCGAUGUUAUUGUGACGGGCACCAUGGCGCAGUAUAUUCCGACCUUGGAUUUGUAUGGAGAUGGCCUCCCUCUCGCCUGCACCAUGUACGCUUCUUCGGAGUGUUAUUUUGGGCUCAAUUUAAACCCGAUGUGCAAGCCCAGUGAAGUUGCUUAUACACUCAUUCCCACCAUGGGAUACUUCGAGUUCCUACCUGUUUCUCUUGAAGGCUCCAGCAAUCACAAACAAGACGACCUCGUCGAGCUCACUGAUGUCAAGCUCGGCCAUGAGUACGAGCUCGUCGUCACCACCUAUGCCGGUUUGUACCGGUAUCGGGUGGGGGAUGUGCUGAAGGUGAGUGGGUUCAAGAACAAGGCGCCACAGUUUAGCUUUGUGAAGCGGAAGAACGUAGCACUAAGCAUAGACGCAGACAAGACAGAUGAAGUGGAGCUUCACGCGGCUGUGGAGAAGGCGGUGAGACAUUUGGAGCCGGUCGGAGCUUCGGUGGUGGAAUACACCAGCUACGCUGACACGACGAUGAUACCGGGUCACUACGUUUUGUACUGGGAGCUGAGGAAGGGUAAGAAGGAAGUUCCUGGUUCAGUGUUCGAAGAGUGCUGUUUGGCGAUAGAGGAAUCAUUGAACAGUGUGUACAGACAGGGUCGGGCCGCGGACGGGUCAAUCGGAGCGUUGGAGAUCAGGGUGGUGGAAGAAGGGAGCUUUGAUAAGCUUAUGGAUUAUGCUAUCAGUCAAGGAGCGUCGAUUAAUCAGUACAAGGCCCCGAGAUGCGUGCGACCAGGGCAGGUUGUGGAACUCCUGGAGGGGAGAGUGAAGGAGAGGUACUUUAGCCCAAGGUGCCCCAAGUGGAGUCCUGGAAAUAACAUGUGGAUGGGGAAGAACAAUGGUGCAUGAUUAAUCACUGUUAAUUUCAGUCCUGAAAUGAUGAUUAUUAGUACUAGCUGUUGUGCUUCUUUUGGUAACAACCAGGGGAGAAAAAUCGGUUCUUUUUUCUCCCUUUUUUUUUUGUUUGUUGCGUUUCUUUUUAAUUUCCUGUGUUUUUCAUUUUAGUUAUAGUUUAGUAAUAUAUAUGUUCAUGUUGUUGCUAGCUAGCUAGGAAGUUGUUGCUGAUCGUCCGGGCAAUGUACAAAAUGUUAAUUUCUUCUAUGAUGGAUGGAUGGAUGCCUCUUCUCUUAUUUUAAA